This is a messenger RNA of Ziziphus jujuba (common jujube), 1544 nucleotides long. RefSeq lists its product as uncharacterized. Gene Ontology annotation, biological process: tRNA threonylcarbamoyladenosine modification. Gene Ontology annotation, cellular component: cytoplasm; EKC/KEOPS complex. The record is from RefSeq and is a predicted model, not a curated record. Lineage: Eukaryota; Viridiplantae; Streptophyta; Magnoliopsida; Rosales; Rhamnaceae. The coding region runs from base 165 to 1208 and encodes 347 amino acids. The transcript has 4 exons.
CACCCACACGUGAUGUAUUAAAAUCACAAAUCCUAUUAGAAGUCACUCAGCAGCCUCCCUCGUCCCUUACCCUCCCGAACAAAAGGCAGAACCACGACGCCACGAGCCUCUCAGCCUCUACACGGUGACUCAACUCAUUGGUCCGCUUUAAAAUCAUCUGUAGAAUGAAAAGAAUGAUAGCUUUGGGGUUUGAGGGUUCAGCCAACAAGAUUGGUGUUGGAGUUGUAACCUUAGAUGGCACCAUUCUGUCUAACCCACGCCAUACCUAUAUUACCCCUCCUGGCCAAGGUUUCCUUCCACGAGAAACUGCUCAACAUCAUCUCCAACACGUACUCCCACUAAUCAAAUCUGCUUUGGAAACUGCUCAAAUAACUCAUCAAGAAAUUGAUUGUCUCUGUUAUACCAAGGGUCCUGGCAUGGGAGCGCCACUGCAAGUUGCAGCUAUUGUUGUCAGGGUUCUCUCCCAGCUGUGGAAGAAACCUAUUGUUGCAGUUAACCACUGUGUUGCACAUAUUGAGAUGGGAAGGGUUGUGACAGGCGCAGAUGAUCCUGUUGUGUUAUAUGUAAGUGGUGGGAAUACACAAGUAAUUGCAUACAGUGAAGGACGGUAUAGAAUCUUCGGAGAGACCAUUGAUAUUGCUGUUGGGAAUUGUUUGGAUCGGUUUGCUAGGGUUUUAACUCUCUCUAAUGAUCCUAGCCCAGGAUAUAAUAUUGAGCAGCUUGCCAAGAAAGGAGAACAAUUUAUAGACCUCCCUUAUGUUGUCAAAGGCAUGGAUGUUUCUUUUAGUGGAAUAUUAAGCUAUAUUGAAGCCACUGCCGAGGAGAAGCUCAAAAACAAUGAAUGCACUCCAGCAGACUUGUGCUACUCCUUACAGGAAACGUUGUUUGCAAUGCUUGUGGAAAUUACGGAACGAGCAAUGGCACACUGUGACAAGAAAGAUGUUCUAAUUGUUGGUGGUGUUGGUUGCAACGAACGUUUGCAAGAGAUGAUGAGAAUAAUGUGCGCUGAGCGGGGUGGAAAGCUGUUUGCAACUGAUGAUAGGUAUUGCGUUGACAAUGGAGCUAUGAUUGCUUAUACUGGUCUGCUUGCUUUUGUUCAUGGUGCAUCAACCCCGCUGGAAGAAUCAACAUUUACUCAGCGGUUCCGGACUGAUGAAGUGGAAGCAGUGUGGAGAGUGAAAAAUGAGUCAGCAACGGUGAAUACAUAAAAUCUUUUCAAUCUGAAGCUGAGGUUUUGUGGACUUUUCGAAAGCAAAUUCAGUAUUGAAUUCCCAUUUAGUUAUCGUGGGGAAUGGUUAUAAUUUUAGUGCGAAGGCAGAUUGGCAUGUCUGAGAACUUGUUUGCAGAUUAUAUGUAUUUGUAGUGAUCAUAUGUACCAUAGUAGGAUUUGUCCAAAAGAAAAACAAUGUACCAUAGGAGGGUGAUGGUUAUGAUUGACAUGAGAAGAAGGAAAUUACUGUGCAAAAAAAAAAAAUAUCAAUCUAAGAACCCUAUGCUAUAAAUUAGUUUUCUUAAUUUAUACAAUUCUGUUUUUAUUUUUUUUA